CUUGCUCUUUCACUCCUCCCGCCAGCUGUCCACCGCUCGCCACCUUUCCCGCCCGUCCCCGUCCGCCGCUCGUCGGCCGUGGAUAUGAAGCGUCAGAAUGGGUUUCAUGGAAUUCUACCUGGAGAUUGACCCGGUCACCCUCAACCUCAUCAUCCUGGUGGCCAGCUAUGUCAUCUUACUGCUGGUCUUCCUUAUCUCUUGCAUCCUGUACGACUGCCGGGGCAAAGACCCCACCAAGGAGUACGCCCCCGACAACGCACCGCCGCCGCCCAGCCAGUCGCCCAUCCGCCUGGUGGUCAUGCAGAACUCGCCCGCCUCCGCUCGCUACGAGCCCAACCACACGGCCCCCCACGCCGAGCUGCAGACGCCCGACCUGAGCCGCGACCGGGGUGAGCGCGAGAAGAGGAGCACGCUGGUGUGAGGGCGGGAGCGGGGGAGGGGCGCGCCCCGGACCCUUGAAUCGUUUUCAACGGCCAUGGAAGGUGCAAACAGGCUUUUGGCGCGACUGCUCAACACUAAGACUACAAGUCCCACAAUUCCUUGGAACUAUUUCGAGCUGCAGUCAAUCAUUGCAGACCCUCGCCCCUCCCAGCGCACACUUUGGGACCAAUUGGCUGAAGCUCAAGGGGUCAUGUGACUCGUAGUCCGGAUGUGGCAUCUCAUGGACGUCUGUCUGCGCUGGUCUGAUAAGUGUCCUGAUUGGUUGUUUGGACCAGAAAAUGACCAUAUUUGGAAAAGAGGCUACUUUGAUGUAAAAUAUGCUGUAUUUUGACAUUCUUAAAAAGACAUUUGAACACAGGAAGUGACCAUAUUUGGAAAAGAGGCUACUUUGAUGUAAAAUAUGCUGUAUUUUGACAUUCUUAAAAAGACAUUUGAUCACAGGAAGUGACCAUAUUUGGAAAAUAGGCUACUUAUAUGUAAAAUGUGCUAUGUUUUGACGUUCUUAAUCAGACAUCUGAUCACAUUAUUAAAGUUUAACAGUGGAAGUUUUAUGAUAAGCACUAUUAGGAGUUUUUUGUUAGCCAUCUUAGCCAGGAAAGCUAAUAUUAGCCAUUAACUGCUAAGUGGACAAAUAAUUUGUUCACACCAAGCUAAUGUUUAGCCCAAAAAAGUUGAAAACAAUAAUUGUAAAUGUUUUUUUCCCGCCAGAUGCAAACGCUAACAAGUACCGGUUAGAGUUUUGACAUUUUUCAUCGCGGCAUUGCGUGAAGAAAUGUUACUCUUAAGGACAAAAUGUCUACCAUCAGCAGUGUAGUCUGUCUUCUUCACCAAAAAAAUAAAUUAAAAAAAUGGACGAGUGUGUCCUUUUUGCUCAUUGGAGGCCUCGGAGGAACAAAUCCUCUUACGUAAAAGCGCCCGGCGCUCCUCUUCCAUAACAGGAAUUGCACAAUUAUCCUCCUGCUCCCAUAUUGCAUGUUUGUGGAUUACGUGCAGAGUAUUAGCAGCGUCUUUUAUGUGUUUGUGCUGCUGUUUUGUCCGCUGGGGGGGCGUUACAUAAGUCUAGUCAUCUGGCGGUGGUACGAGGCUGAGGGGGCGGGGGCUCGCCGCCACACGCAAACCUCAGCGGAGGUGAAAGUUGACUGGCGUUCCCGUCUGACCGUGACGUCAAACCUAAUCUUGGUCAAAACAACAUCUGUGGGUUUUGGCACUCAAACAAGUUUCUGAAAAUGAAUUAAACGCCCUGAUGAU
Messenger RNA from Nerophis ophidion (straightnose pipefish), 1689 nucleotides. RefSeq names its product small integral membrane protein 36 (gene smim36). NCBI's taxonomy places the organism in Eukaryota, Metazoa, Chordata, Actinopteri, Syngnathiformes, Syngnathidae. The coding region runs from base 98 to 421 and encodes 107 amino acids. The record is from RefSeq and is a predicted model, not a curated record. The transcript is spliced from 2 exons.